UUUUCCCUAUGAUAAGUAUUGGUCUUUUUUGUUAUCUGCAUCAGUGUAUGCAUAUUUGGCUCGGAAAGAGCUUCCAGUCACAUGUCAAGUCGUCGUGCUAAGUCUUCGGGGGGGUACACUACUAAGCAAAAUUCCUCUGAGGCUUCCACAUAUCGAGCAGCCAAACCAAGAAGUAACGCCUCUCUUCCAGAAUCUGAACCAUAUUUGAAACGAUUACGACCACGUCCUACGAAACAGACAGAUCAUUAUCAAACUACUCUAUCUGUAGGGUUGUAGUCACACCCAGAAAGAGAUCAACAGAAGUCAGUCCCCAUACUGCUCCACAAUCUAAAGUCACAAGAACUGAGGUAACAACAGAGGCAGAUUUUCAGAUCAGCGGACUUCAUAGAUUAACGGAGAAAUCAUCUGCGUCAAAGAAGUUGGAUUCUUCAAAAUCCACCUCGCCAAAGUCAAAAAUAUUCCACAAAAAGGCAAAGUCAACUUCUAAUAGUUCUUUGCCAUCAACAUCGAAAAAAUCAGAAGAAAACUCGCGAGGGAAAUCCAAAAAAUUAACCGAAAAAAAAAUUGGAAGUUUUUUGUCAGGGCGUCAUAAAUCCAAUAAAAAGUCAUUAGGAAAUACUUCUUCCAACGCCAAAACGGGGUCGUGUGCGAGUAGCCACAGGGGAUCAGAGAGGAGUAAAGCUCCCACUGUCGCAAGAUCCUCGGAUACUUCUCAAUCUCUAGACGUAUGCAGUGAUACAUCUGGUCCUGCAUUAAUGCGCAAAUCAAAGAUUUCACGAGAAGCGGGCAAUGCGAGUAAAUGUGAAGGAGAUAAUGACGGAGCGGAAACAUCUAAAUCGGCAGAGGAUUCUGCAUUAGAAGCUGGUGGUGCCACUUCAAGUAAUGCUAUGGCUACAUUAUCGAACAAUGAUAGUGAAUCGGAAGAUUCUGACGUCAAUCGACUGCAAGCACUGCUUGAAGCUCGUGGACUUCCACCACACUUUCUUGGCAAUUUAGGACCCAGAAUGCAACAAAUCCUGCACCGUUCCAUGGGAUCUGGCAUGAAUUCAAAAGCACAACAAUAUUUGCAAGGUUUGCAAGCAGUGGGGGAUGAGUCUCGUCAACUCCAAGCUGCGAUUGGUAUGUGUCAGUUGUUGGUCAUGGGAAAUGAAGACACACUCGCUGGCUUCCCAAUCAAGAGUGUUGUACCUGCUCUUAUUAAUCUGUUAAAAAUGGAACACAAUUUCGAUCUGAUGAAUCAUGCUUGUCGUGGUCUCACCUACAUGAUGGAAGCACUACCACGUUCUUCUGCUGUCGUAGUAGACGCAAUACCGGUUCUUCUUGAAAAGCUUCAAGUAAUACAAUGUAUGGAUGUUGCGGAACAGUCUUUAACAGCUUUGGAUAUGCUCUCUCAUCGUCAUGCUCCAGCAAUUUUGGCAGCCGGUGGACAGUCAGCUUGUCUGCUGUACAUAGAUUUUUUUUCGUUGCCUGCACAAAGAUCAGCCCUCUCUGUAGCUGCUAAUUGUAGCUCAGCAAUUGGAACUCUUUCUCCUGACAAUCCUAGCCCAAAAGAGGAAUUUCAGAGACUUGUGAAAAGUUGUUUGCCUUUGUUGUCUAGUCGUCUCACUCACCAUGAUAAAAAAUGUGUCGAAAGUGUCUGUCUUUGUUUUGUACGUUUAAUAGACAAUUACCAAUAUGAACCGGAUAUAUUAUCCGAGAUCGCGGAAAACGAUUUGCUCAAAAAUUUACAACAAUUACUCGUCAUUUCUCCACCUGUACUAAGCAGCAAUACAUUUGUGAUGGUGAUACGUAGCAUGACUGUGCUUUGCCGUAAUGUUCGUUCACUCGUUGUUGAACUGAUUCGAGGCAAUAUCGCAGAAACUUUAAGCUAUUUACUAUGUGGCACACCCUCAGAAGGAAGAAAUGGAAUAGUGGAAUUACUCUCACGAAGCUCACAAGAAUUAUUUGAAAUCACUACAUUAAUAACACACUUGCUUCCAAAGUUGCCAAUGGACGAUCCACUUUUUGCUAUAAAUAGUUUAACCUGUAAAGAUAAUUCUGAUUUUUCUGGAAAUACACAAUUGAAUGGAGUAAGCUGGCAAUGGAAGGAUGGCACGGGGCAAUGGCAGUCAUAUACGAAACACGCAAUACGAAUGUUGGAAUCCGCGUAUGCCGCUGGUGAACAUGAAGUAAAUCUCAAUACCCUGGACUCGUCUUAUACAAUCGAUUUUGAGAUAAUGCAACAAAUUAACGACGAUACAGGAACCUCUCGUUUUGUUCAACGAGUCCCUGUCAGAGUUGCUUACAAUUCUUCUCAUGGAUCUCUAGCAAGUCAAAAUUCAAAAAAAUCAGACAUGGAAUGGAACGAUAUUGAAAGAGACAUGUCAGAAUUUGGUCGAUUUGUCAAAACUAUUUUUGUAAUCAUUUAUGAAGUAUAUUGUUCAUCAGCAGGAUCUCCAGCUGUAAGACAAAGCUGUCUACAUGCCAUGCAAAAAAUGGUUUUCUUUUCAAAGCCUGAAUUAUUGAUUGAAGUAUUACGCGAUCUAACAUUGUCUAGUCAAAUCUCUUCAAUGCUUUCAAGUUUUGAUAUCAAACUCAUUGUCAGUGCACUACAAUUAUCAGAAAUGAUUAUGCAGAAAUUGCCUGAUAUUUUCAGAGAUAUGUUUUGUAAGGAAGGGGUGGUCCACCAGGUUAAACAACUGACUGAUCCCUCUCACCCAUUGGUAGGCACCGCUACAGAUAUAAGUAAAACAUCCGGUGCAAUUUCAAAUAGUAAAGAUGGAGCUUGUGGAGUCAAUCUGGCAACAAAAAAGUCGCCAAAUUCCAUGUCUGGAAAAAAGUCAUCGACAUCAUCGGAUGAUGUUUCUCCGCCAUUAACCAAAGCAAAAGCAUUUGCCGCUGCCAUGUCUGGGAAAGACAAUGGUGCCUCUGGUGGUGGGGGUGCGAAAAAGAAAUCCUCUACUCGUUCGUCGAGAAGUUCUAGGUCAUCUACGUCAUCUUUCCUGUCUAACUUCAAUCCAAGUAAAUGGGGAAAAUCGUUGUCGUCUGCACUUGGUCAUGAUAGUAGUGAAAGUAGUGCAUCUAAAUCAUCUGGUAAAACUAGUUUUUCAUCCAAAAUGGCGCAAAAUUCAUCAAGUGGUUCAGAAGCGGGAUCUUCAAAUAAAAGCGACGCCGAUAUGAAGCAAGUUCGACAGUGGAUCGUAAACCAAGCUAAGAAAUUUUUGGAAUACUUCAAAACGAGAGAUGAUAGUAAUCCACAAACCAAUGUUUUAGAUCAGUUGACAGAUAUUGCUAAAAACUUGUCUGAUCCUGCAAAAGAUGUUUUGGAAUCUCUUAAACAGUUGUGUGAUAUAAGUUCCUUGGAAGUAUCACCUUUUGAACUUCAACAUAGCGGAAUUGUUACUUCUCUGCUGCGGUUUUUCACUGUGCCAAGUUCUGUGAAUGAAACUCCCAACUGCGAUUAUGAUGAGUUACAUAUCAGAAUUCGGAAAUUUUUAUCUGUGUUUGCUGGCCUACCUGAAGAGAGUAUGCUGCCUAUCGGACGAACUAUUUCUCAUAUUGAUGAUACUCAAACAGAGCCUCUUCUCAAUAUGGUGCGAAAACUGAAUCAAUGCGUUGGACAGAUGGAACAAUUUCCUGUCAAAAGCCGUGAUUUAAUGUCCGGUAGUUCUCAAAUAUUACAUGUUCUAAGCACGAAACAGCUAAAAUGCCAAUUGCAACGUCACCCUGCGUCUCGUAGUAUUAAACAAUGGCUCGGAGGUCCAGUGAAAGUUGAUCCAUUAGUGCAAGUUCAUGCUAUUGAACGAUAUUUAGUCACGAGAGGAUAUGGCGUAAAAUCGUCAAAUAUAAGUUUAGGUGAACCUGCGAAGCAUAUGCAUUUAUCGCAAGUUGACGACCAGGAGGACGACUCUGAUGACGACAUGCAAAACACUGUCAAUGAUUUUGAUCUCGAUGCUCACAGUGAGGACUUUAUGAGCACUCCACCUGAGAGUAGAUUAUCAAGUGCAGCAAGUAACUCAGCAUCCAGCAGUAUGGAUGAUUUUGGUGACAUAGCUUCUGGUAGAGCACGAAAACCUCCAGAUGUUAUGCAUAAGUUAGCAUUCUAUAUUGGAGACCAUAAAGUUCCUCAUCAUAUUACUGUGUAUCAAGCGUUGCAACAAUAUGGCCAAGCGUCAAGUAACGGCCUAUCGGGAGAUGAAAGAGACCGUGGUUUUAGAGCUUUGGAAAAGGCAAGUUUCUGGAAUAAAACCCACAUUAUUAUGUACAGGCUUGCAAGUGAGAAUGACGAAAAUUCAAACAGUAGUCAUAAAGAGAAAACUUCGAUUAAAAAACAACGUGGUUCGAAACAAGGACGAAGUACCGGUACAAAAAGCAAAGUUAAUGAUCCUGUCUGGUCAAAUGGAAUUGUUAUGCCUCCAAGAAAUCCUUUACACCAGUAUCUAACGAAGGAACUUCCGCUGGAGUUCUCUACAUCUGAUCCAUGCAAAGAAGUACUAUGCUUACUUCGCAUUAUUCACGCUAUUGUCAGGUUUUGGUAUUACUUGUAUUCUCCUUAUGUAGUACAUACAGAUAAAGCUUUGGUACAACCAAGUGAUUUCGUCAAUUUUAAAGUCAAUGCUAAAUGUCAACAUCAGCUGCAGGAUCCUUUAGUUGUUAUCACUGGCCAAUUAAGCACAUGGGUACAAGAAAUCGGAAAUGUUUGUCCGUUCUUAUUAGCGUUCGAAGUUCGACAAUUGCUUUUUAAGGUUUCAGCUUUGGGAAGAGAUCGGGCAUUACAACAUCUUUUGGAAACGGGAGCUGCGCAAGAAUUCUCCACUGCUUUGAAUAUGUCGUCGCAUUCCAGUGAUAAUAGUAAUAGAUUGAGUCGUUUUAUGCCACGAAUUGAAAAAAAGAAAUGUUCCGUAUCAAGGAAAAAUUUACUCCAGCAAGCGGAAAAAAUUAUUUCUGAUCAUGGACAUUCAAGAGCAAUGAUUGAAGUCGAUUAUGAAGAGGAGGUUGGUACUGGUCUUGGUCCCACACUUGAGUUCUUCACUCUUACAAGUAAAGAGUUACAGGGCUGUUCACUCGGUCUGUGGAGAGACGAGCUUCCAGCUGGUGAAGCUCUGUCAGAUGAUGAUGAUGUUUCGGAUCCCUCGAAAGAUACUUCUAUCAAAAAGUACGUUGCUACGAAUGUUGGGCUAUUCCCUAAGCCUCUUGGCCGAGCUGCCAAACACAACCAAGUUUCACGAAUAAAAUCAAAAUAUCGUUUUAUCGGUAAAUUUUUAGCGAAAGCUCUCUUGGAUGGAAGGCUCGUUGAUCUACCUUUAAGUACAACCUGCUACAAAUGGUUGUUGGGUAAAGAGCACUGCUUCACAAGUUUAGAUUUGAUGUAUGUGGAUACCUCUCUUGCUUCCUCUCAUGGUCAGUUUCGUGUGGUUGCACAGGAACGUGAACAUUGUUUUUCUGAUCACGAAAAACUGGAACAAUUAUCCAUGGAUGGAUGCCCCAUUGAAGAUAUUGGAUUGGACAUGCGCUUGCCGGGUUAUCCAAAUGUCGAACUUCUCAAAAUGGGGAAAAACACUUCAGUUACUCCACACAAUUUUGAUAAAUAUCUCGAUCUUAUUACACACUGGACAUUACAUGAAGGCGUUAAACAUCAAAUGGAUGCUUUGAGAGAAGGUUUUAACUCCGUUCUUCCCAUCUCAUGUUUAAACUAUUUUUAUCCAGAAGAACUCGACCAACUUUUCUGUGGAUGCAGGUAUCAACCAUGGGACGUCAAUGAGCUGAGCGAGGCUUGCCACCCUGACCACGGUUAUACUCAAAAUAGCGUAACUGUAAAGUCUUUGUAUAAAAUUCUUUCUUCGUACACUGCUUCAGAACAACAAAACUUUUUGCAGUUCGUUACAGGUUGUCCACAUCUACCUGUUGGAGGACUUCGCGUUCUUAAUCCAAGAUUAACCAUUGUUCGAAAAACAUGUGAAGACGCUAAAAACAUUGACGAUUAUUUGCCUUCUGUUAUGACAUGCUUGAAUUAUCUUAAACUGCCUGAAUACUCCAGUGAGGAAGUUAUGAGAAAAAAAUUAAAAACUGCAAUAAAAGAAGGCCAAAAAUCAUUUUUGCUUUCAUAGAUUGUUUUAAAAGAAAGGUGACUAAAAUUUUCUUUUGGUUGGGAUUUUCAAAAACAAAUUGUAAACAUUGAAAUCUGAUUUCAAGAUUUGGGAUUUCAGUGUUGUGUGCUGAAUAAACUCAACUCUAAAAUAAGAGUGAAAAUAAUUCAAUUUUAUCAAGUUUUUUGGGAUUAGUCAAAAUUAUUUUUCUCAUUUUAUGUACACUCCACAAUGGUUAAUAUUAGAAUUACCAUGUUGCAAAUGUCUGUGUUGAAGUUAUUCAAAUCAGUUUUUUGUGCGUUUCAUGUCGAA
Molecule: messenger RNA, 6377 nt
Organism: Styela clava
Lineage: Eukaryota; Metazoa; Chordata; Ascidiacea; Stolidobranchia; Styelidae
Product: E3 ubiquitin-protein ligase TRIP12-like
Biological process (GO): DNA damage response; protein polyubiquitination; proteasome-mediated ubiquitin-dependent protein catabolic process
Cellular component (GO): nuclear speck
Molecular function (GO): zinc ion binding; ubiquitin protein ligase activity
Source: RefSeq, a predicted model, not a curated record